AAAAUUAACAGUCAAAGUUGAACAUGGUGUAUCAACAAAAAACAUUCCGUUAAAAUUCGGAGACAAUUUGAAAACCAAUGUUUCUCUAUCCCCGCCUCAGAGCUCUUCUCCAUUCCCAAACCCCAAAAUGCUACCUUCUCCACUCUCUCAAUUCCUUCUCCACAACCUCAGAUUCAACUCCACAAUCCUUCACCAUAUCCUACCUCACCAACACUUGCGGUUUAUCUCCACAAGACGCUCUCAAAGCAUCAAAACGCAUCCAUUUCACCACCCCCGAAAAACCCGAUUCCGUCAUCACCUUCUUCAAAACUCACGGUUUCUCCAUUCCCCACAUUCAAACCAUCAUCCUCAAGGAUCCUGAGCUUCUAGUCUCAAACCCCAUCAAAUCCCUUUUGCCAAAGUUCCAAUUUUUAUCCUCCAAAGGCGUUUCCCCCUCUGACAUAGUCGCUACCGUCAUCAGAAGCCCUCGUUUCCUUCGUGUAAGCCUUGAGAAACACAUUAUCCCUGCUUUUGAAUUGGUAAGAAGCUUCUGUCCCUCUGAUCAGAAAGCUAUUGAUUCAAUCAUUGUUUGUCCCACUUCAAUCAGUGACGGUCGCAUGAAACCAAAUGUUCAAUUUUUAAUUGAUUUUGGGGUAACCCCUUCUUGUAUUUACCAUUUCCUUAGGACUAGACCUUCUAUUAUAUGUUCUAAUGAUUUGAGAAAAGCUGUGGAAGAAAUUAAGGAAUUAGGGUUUGACCCUGCUAAAGUCAGUUUUGGUGUGGCAUUAUUGGCCAAAAGGGCUAUCACUAAAUCCCAAUGGGAUGCCAAAGUUGAUGUCUUGAAGAAAUGGGGUUGCUCUGAAGAUGCAAUUUUUAGUGCAUUUAAGAGGCAACCCAACUUUAUGCUUAGGUCGCCGGAGAAACUCAAUGCGGUUAUGAGUUUGUGGGUCGAGGAGUUCGGUUGGAAUCCUUCUAUGCUGUUGGCUGCACCGACGCUUUUUGGUUAUAGUAUAGAGAAAAGGCUUACUCCACGGGCUUUGAUUGUUAAGUAUCUUCUAUCCAAAGGUUUGAUAAAUGAGGGUGCUUGUUUAGCUACACCAUUUAAUAUGACUGAUGAGCAUUUCCAGCGAAGGUAUGUGAAACGUUUUAAGGAAACAUCUAUGCUGUUAAAGAUAAAUUAGGUUUUCUAGUUACAGUAUUGACAUGUAGAUCACAGGUCAAAUUCUAGAAAAUGGUUCUCUGGUUGGAGGAAUUGAGUUUGAUUGUAUUUUUGAAAUUUGCUUAUUUAGAACUUGGAACCUGUUUGGGUUUAAGUCACAAUCUGCCCUUAUAUCAUUAGUUUUAUAUUUUAUAAAUAAUUGAUCCAAGAUGACUAUUGGUUUUGCGUUUUAAAAACGUGUAUGGAUUCAUGUAAACAUGUUCUUAAGGAAACUUAAGCGAUUCGAUGCUUAUCCAUCCUUUUAAUUAUUCGCUUUCAACAUUUGUUGUAUACAGUUUUUUGUGUUCAUUUAUUGUUUCUCAUAAACCUUAUCUCAAGUUACUGAUUAUGUUGUUAUGAAUUUGAAGAAAGUUUAUUUUUUGUACCUGGCAACUGGUUUGUCUCUUAUAUGGAAGAACAGGAUAACACAACAUGUGUUUUAAAUAAUAACUAUCUGUUGCUGUAAAUUACAUGGGUUGAACAUACACGCACACAUAUACUUUCCAAUAUUAGGUUUCUAUAUGGUACUGAAUGCCGGGCAAUGGAGAGCCAACAAGAAAUUAAACUCAGAAUCUCGAAAGUAAGAAUGUUGGGAUAGAUGAGUUGUUGCAUAGAACAAGAUAGGAUUAGAAAUAUGAUUAUAAUUAUUAGUCAUAAAAUUGAGGUAGCUCUCAUUGUAGAAAAGAUGGUAGACUGUUGUGUUUGGUGAUUUGGUUUUGUGGGGAGAAAACAUGUGGAAGCACUGUGAAAGAGAUUAACGAAAUUUAGGAUUGUUUAUUACUUAGAUGUAAUGAGGAUGUCUUUCUUUGUUCAUGAGGAAUCUGUUGUUGAUGAAUUUCUUUCGGUCAUUCGAGGUUAUAUUUUUUUUUCUUGGACGAAGAUAAGUGGAUUUGGAAAUUCUCGGUGUCCUCCGCUUACCAUUCUCUUUUGACUUCUAAUUAUUUAAAUCUUUCGUCCUCCUCAAUAGGUUUCCCUCUAGAGAGAAUUUAUUUAAGAGAAAGGUGAUUAUUGACCCUGCUCUUAUCGCUUGUCCUAUUUGUGGUGAUUUGGUCGAGUCGGCUUCUCACUUUUUUAUUACUUGCGAC
This is a messenger RNA of Vicia villosa (hairy vetch), 2262 nucleotides long. RefSeq lists its product as uncharacterized. The transcript has a single exon. Gene Ontology annotation, biological process: regulation of DNA-templated transcription; chloroplast organization. NCBI's taxonomy places the organism in Eukaryota, Viridiplantae, Streptophyta, Magnoliopsida, Fabales, Fabaceae. Gene Ontology annotation, cellular component: chloroplast. Gene Ontology annotation, molecular function: double-stranded DNA binding. Bases 78 to 1160 code for a protein of 360 amino acids. The record is from RefSeq and is a predicted model, not a curated record.